AUGUUUUGGCGCUUCGGAGGCUACUCCAAUAUAUCGACAAUCGAUACCCUUCUCGACAAACCUAAUGUCAAGCUCGAAGACUUGCUGGAAGAGUCCGAUCUCAUUCAGGAACUCAAAUCCCACCACACAAAACUGAUAGAAUAUUUGCGGGACGAAACAAAUCUCCAUGCACUGCUGCAUUAUGUCGUAGCUCUUGGUCCUUCUGCAAAUGUGGAAGAAAAUGACGAGGAUGAGAAAGGCGAAGGGCCUACCUUGGGCGAUGAAGAUGAGGGGAAACAACCAGAUGAGGAACAGGAGAAAGCCGAGAAAAAAAGGAUGAAAUAUGCCUUUGUGGCGUGCGAAAUAUUGUCUUGCGAAAUAUGGUCGAUUACCGAAUCCCUGAUGGCCAACAUCCCUUAUCUGACCGAGUUUUGGGACUUUCUCCGUCGGCCGGCUCCGUUGGAUCCGCUACAGGCUGGCUAUUUCACCAAAGUCAACGAGACCUUGCUCGAAAAGAAGACGGGGGACAUGCUGGAUUUCUUUAAAUCUCUCCCCGGCAUUGUACCGGCCAUUUUGCAGCACGUCGAUUGCCCCAUGGUGAUGGAUUUGCUCUUGAAAAUCAUCAGUCUGGAAAAAUCGGAUGGAGGAAUGGGAAUCGUGGAUUGGUUGCAUGGGCAGGACCUGAUUCCCAUGCUUCUGUCGAAUCUGUCUCCCGAAUGCAACUCCUCCACUCAAACCUCGGCUGGGGACUUUUUGAAGGCCAUCAUCACGAUAUCCGCAAAUGCUGCUCAACAUGAGCAAUCUUGCAUUGGGCCAAACAGUCUCACUCGGCAAUUGGUUUCGGAAAAGUGUAUUCGGCAACUCAUUUCAUACAUGCUUAAAGGCGGCAACCCUCUCACGGUUGGAGUUGGGAUCGUGAUCGAAGUUAUCCGAAAGAACAACUCGGAUUACGAUCCUGAUCAAGGGCACAGCCCCGAAGCCCCCCCCACGAAUCACGAUCCCAUCUACCUUGGGACCCUUUUGAGACUCUUUGCUCAACAUGUUCCGAACUUCAUGAGCCUCAUUCUCAGCUCGAAGCACACAGUUACAAAAGGUGAACAGACGAGCGUGGUGGAAAGAGGGCAGCUCAAGUCGGCUUGGGGCACACAAAUCGAACCUCUGGGGUUUGACAGAUUUAAAACUUGCGAAUUAAUGGCAGAGCUGCUGCAUUGUAGCAAUAUGGGUCUGCUGAACGAAAGGGGAAGUGAAGAAUUCAUCAAGAAAAGAGACGCGGAAAGAGAACGGCUGAGAGAGCAAGGGGCUUUUUUGUCUAACAAACAAUCAGAGGACUCUGCCGUGGAUAUCUCCGCCAAUUCUUCCCGAUUCGAAAAUGCGUUUACUCCGGCUAGAUCAACAUCCACGGAAGAACUCCGAAUCGCCAAUCUGAACGACGAGGACGGGUUCGAGAAAGUUGCUGUCGCUGAUGCAACGGAUGCUUCGUCAGAGUCGAAUCAAGAUCCGGUGGAUGUUUCACUAUCCCCUCGCCAAUCUCGAGCUGGGACCUCAUCUGAUGAACCGACCACACCAACCGGCAAUUUGAAUGAAACUGUUCGACGUCUGAGCUUAGACAAUUCCGAGGACACCGAUAUGACUUCUCCUCCUAAUGAACCCGAGACGACGGUUCACUCCCCUCGAGGAAAUCAAUCUGGUGAAAUCCUCCCUCAUCCUCAGGGCAAACCAGCGCCUCUGUUCUCGACACCCUCAGAUCCCGACAAAACACCUACGGCAAACAGCCCGGAACCACACAUCAGCCCUCGAGAUACCACGGAUCGCAUUGGCGAAACCGGCCAAACUAACCAGAUUGAAGGGGAACAACUCCAGACUGCCCAAGGUGACACAAUGCGGAUUAUACAGCAAGCGCCUCCAGCCGCGGACGAAGCUCCAGUAGUUGGAGACUACUUAAAAAUCAUGUUCGUGGAGAACAAGAGUUUUUUCUUCCGCUUCCCUUGGAACAAUUUCCUCCACAACGUGGUCUAUGAUGUUGUCCAACAAGUUUUCAACGGUCCGAUGGACAGAGGCCACAACCGCUUCCUGGCUUUUGACCUUUUCGAGACUGGGAGGAUCACUGAUCAGAUCAUCGAAGGGCAACGACGAAGUGACGAGGCCCAACAGUCGAAGAAUAUGCGUCUUGGUUACAUGGGACAUCUGACGUUAGUGGCCGAAGAAGUUGUCAAAUUUGGCGAGCGUCAUCCCAGAGAACUCCUCUCGCCACCUGUUCAAGAUUACAUCUAUUCCCAUGCUUGGGAAGAAUACGUCACUAAGACCCUAGCCGAAACAAGAGAACGAGACAAUGCAAUACUUGGAGGGUUUAGGCCAGACAAUGGACUUGGACCGAGACAAGCGGUUCUGAAUGCCGUCAGUGCUGGACAAGGCUUUGGUGCUUCGACCGGUUUAGCCGGAGUCGGACUGGGUGGUGGUCAGCAUGCUCUGGACAGUAUCGAUCUUUCGAAUAAUGGAAGUGCUACCAGUGCUGGAUACAAUUCAGGUGGUUCGCUCUCCAGUGGCUUUGGCAGUUCGUCGGAUGACGAAGACGAAGAUAUGGAUGAUGCAGAAGAUGAUGAGCAUGGCAGAACGGUGAGUCAGCUUUCCGGAGCUGAUACCGGUCUUGCAUCGGAGAAUUCGGACCAGCCAGUACCAUUAUUACCACCCCCGCCAGCGCCUCUUAACAUCGAGCCAUCACGUGCUCGUCGACGGUUGGCUGAUCGCUUAGCGAGACACAAACAAGAGGCCGAACAAGAAGUGGUUGCAUCGGAGUUCGGUUCCGAAGCAGAUGAUCCAUUCGCUGCUCUUGGGAAUAGUGAUGAUCAUGACUCGGGUGACCCCUUCUCGCUCGACGAAGAGGAACAGGACAUUACUACCUUUGGGAAACGAAACAACGCCAACUCCUUUAACAAGAGCACAGGGGACCACCACAGCUUCUCGGUCAGUCGGGGACUAACGAGUUUGUUUUCUUCCACUCCAAGCCGUGACACACACGGUCAAUCUUCACACGACGACUUUGACGGAUCAUUGGAUGAUUCUUCAUCCGAAGGAUCCGGAUCAGAUAUCGACCCAGAGAAUCAGCCCCCAGAAGCUCGGACCAGUCUCGAGCGGCGACCACUGGAUGUCUUUGAAGACGAAGAGAUGGGGGAAAUGGUCGCGCCAACCGAGGAUGAAAGCAAUAGUUCAGACGAAGAGGUGUUGAGUCCGACAGAGAAAGGACAAUUGGGCGGCGCUAUUGGAAUGGGUGAUGCUGAGGAGCAGGCCUCGGAAUUCGCAGGCCAAGCAGAUCAUGACUACGACGACGAUGGUGAUCAACUCGUCGAGAUUACCAUGCCGGCUAAUUCGAAGAGAAAAUCCAGAGGUUGA
Molecule: messenger RNA, 3366 nt
Organism: Rhinocladiella mackenziei CBS 650.93
Lineage: Eukaryota; Fungi; Ascomycota; Eurotiomycetes; Chaetothyriales; Herpotrichiellaceae
Exons: 3
Coding region: 1-3366 (1121 amino acids)
Cellular component (GO): cytosol; nucleus
Molecular function (GO): protein phosphatase binding; protein phosphatase regulator activity
Source: RefSeq, a predicted model, not a curated record